AUGAAAUCCUAAUAUGAAAAGCUAUUUCCAAAUUUUAAGCCACCUUUAAAAUUUGAUUCAGAUAUAAUCUUAAAAGCCAAACAAUAUUUAUAAUAAAGAUAAGGGAAAAUUUGUUUUACUCCAAGAAAACUCUGUUAUUAAUCUAAGCAUACAUUAUUAAGUCAAAAACAAACCAUUCACAUACCUUCUAUUAUCUCUGUUUCAUUAUCAAAUUAAUUAUAAUAUCAAACACCUUUAAAAAGCUAUUAAAAAUCAAGAGUAUCUACUGCAAGAUCAACAAAGAAUGUUCCAAAACUUAACAUAUAAAGUUUGAACUCCAAUAAAGCAAAAAUGUUUUUUGAAUAAAAAAUAGAAGUAAGAAGCUAAAAUAAUUCAAAAAAUGAUGUUUCUUUGAUUUCACCUUGGUCAAAUAGAUGA
Molecule: messenger RNA, 417 nt
Organism: Paramecium sonneborni
Lineage: Eukaryota; Ciliophora; Oligohymenophorea; Peniculida; Parameciidae
Source: the annotation of a GenBank genome assembly